CCAUGGUUAAGGUGAUCCUCGUCUUCAGUAACCACAGGAAGCUGGGGCUGUGCAAGUUCUACCAGUCCUGUUUUGAAGAUCCACAACAGCAAAUCAUCAGGGAGACAGUCCAUUUGGUAUCUAUGAGAGGUGAAAAUGUUUGUAAUUUCCUAGAAGGAGGAUUAUUAAUUGGAGCAUCUGACAACAAGCUGAUUUAUAGACAUUAUGCAAUAUUAUAUUUUGUGUCCUGUGUGAAGUCUUCAGAAAGUGAACUUGGCAUUUUAGAUACAAUUCAACUUCACAAUACUCUUGCAGAAAUGGUGAUGGGAGGAAAGGUAUUGGAGACCAACAUGAAUGAGAUCAUUACACAAAUUGAUGCACAAAAUAACCUGGAGAAAUCUGAGGCUGGCUUAAUAGGAGUUCCAGUCCGUGCUGAAUCAGCUGUAAAGAAUAUGAAUCUUCUUGAGAUCUCAGGCAAUAUUAACAUUGGUCACAUCAGUAUAAAAGUGCCAAACCUGCUCUCUUUUAAAUAA
This is a messenger RNA of Pteronotus mesoamericanus, 512 nucleotides long. RefSeq names its product AP-3 complex subunit sigma-1-like. The coding region runs from base 3 to 512 and encodes 169 amino acids. Gene Ontology annotation, cellular component: membrane coat; intracellular membrane-bounded organelle. The transcript is spliced from 2 exons. The record is from RefSeq and is a predicted model, not a curated record. NCBI's taxonomy places the organism in Eukaryota, Metazoa, Chordata, Mammalia, Chiroptera, Mormoopidae. Gene Ontology annotation, biological process: intracellular protein transport; vesicle-mediated transport.